Molecule: messenger RNA, 3787 nt
Organism: Echinops telfairi (small Madagascar hedgehog)
Lineage: Eukaryota; Metazoa; Chordata; Mammalia; Afrosoricida; Tenrecidae
Gene: TIE1
Product: tyrosine kinase with immunoglobulin like and EGF like domains 1
Exons: 24
Coding region: 63-3413 (1116 amino acids)
Biological process (GO): cell surface receptor protein tyrosine kinase signaling pathway; positive regulation of kinase activity; multicellular organism development
Cellular component (GO): signaling receptor complex
Molecular function (GO): transmembrane receptor protein tyrosine kinase activity; protein binding; ATP binding
Source: RefSeq, a predicted model, not a curated record
GACCCACCGUAAGUUCCUCGAGGUCCAGCCUGCCCUGGCUGACCUGGGUCAGUCUCCGGAGUAUGGUCCGGCGGGGGCCACCUCUGCUGUUCCCCAUCUUCUUCCUGGCUUCGCAUGUCGGUGCGGCGGUGGACCUAACGCUGCUGGUUGACCUGCGCCUCAAGGACCCCCACCGUUUCUUCCUGACCUGCGUGUCCGGGGAGGCCGGCGCGGGAAGGGGCUCGGACGCCUGGGACCCGCCCCUGCUGCUGGAGAAGGACAACCGCAUCGUGCGGACCCUGCCGCCCCGGAAGCCCCUGCAGGCUGUCCGCAAUGGCUCGCACCAGGUUACCCUGCGGGGCUUCCCGCAGCCCGCCGACCUCGUGGGGGUCUUCUCCUGUCUGGGGGGCCCCCAGGCACGACGAACGCGGGUGGUCUACGUGUACAACCACCCCGGAGCCCUCCUGCUCCCAGACAAGGUCACGUACACAGUGAACAGAGGGGAGGAGGCCAUGCUAGCUGCACGUAUUCACAAGGAGAAGCAGACCGAUGUGAUCUGGAAGAGCAACGGAUCCUACUUCUAUACUCUGGUCUGGCAUGAGGCCCAGGAUGGGCGGUUCCUGUUGCAGCUCCCAAACGUGCAGCCGUCCUCAAGUGCCAUCUACAGUGCCAGCUACCUGGAAACCAGUCCCCUUGACAGUGCCUUCUUUCGGCUCAUCGUGCGGGGCUGUGGGGCUGGGCGCUGGGGGCCAGGCUGUACCAAGGAAUGCCCAGGAUGCCUGCACGGGGGUGUCUGCCACGACCAGGAUGGUGAGUGUGUGUGUCCUCCUGGAUUCACCGGCACCCGCUGUGAGCAGGCCUGCAGAGAGGGUCGCUUUGGGCAGAGCUGCCAGGAACAGUGCCCUAGCACCUCUGGCUGCCAGGGCCUCGCCUUCUGCCUCCCAGACCCUUACGGAUGUUCCUGUGGAUCCGGCUGGAGAGGAAGCCAGUGCCAGGAGGCCUGUGCCCCUGGUCAUUUUGGGGCUGACUGUCGCCUCCAGUGCCAGUGUCAGAAUGGUGGCACCUGUGACCGGUUCAGUGGCUGUGUCUGCCCCUUGGGGUGGCAUGGAGUGAACUGUGAGAAGUCAGACCGGAUCCCCCAGAUCCUGGAUGUGGCCCCAGAACUGGAGUUCAACUUGGAGGCAAUGCCCCGGAUCAACUGUGCUGCUGCAGGGAACCCUUUCCCCGCGCGGGGCAGCAUGGAGCUGCGCAAGUCCGACGGCACAGUGCUGCUGUCCACCAAGGUCAUCGUGGAGCCAGAUCGGACCACGGCUGAGUUUGAAGUGCCCCGCUUGACUCUUGAGGACAGUGGGCUAUGGGAGUGUAGGGUAUCCACAGCUGGUGGCCAAGACAGCCGACGCUUCAGGGUCAAUGUCAAAGAAAGUCCAUCUGGUAGAGGUGUGGAAGAGGCAGUCUGGAGAUUGGAGAGAAGCCUUCGUCUGGCCAUGUCAGUGAACUGUGAGAAGUCAGUGGAUCCCAGUGAGAAUGUGACCUUAGUGAACCUGAGACCCAAGACAGGAUACAAUGUCCGUGUGCAACUGAGCCGGCCAGGGGAAGGCGGGGAGGGGGCCUGGGGGCCUCCCACCCUCAUGACCACAGACUGUCCUGAGCCCGCGGUACAGCCAUGGCUGGAUGGCUGGCAUGUGGAGGGCCCGGACCGGCUGCGCGUCAGUUGGUCUUUACCCGUGGUGGCCAGGCCGCUGGUGGGCGAUGGUUUCCUGCUGCGCCUGUGGGAUGGGACCCGGGGCCAGGAGCGCCGGGAGAAUGUCUCGUCCCCCCAGGCCCGCACCGCACUCCUGGCCGGACUCACGCCUGGUACCCACUACCAGCUGGAUGUGCGGCUCUACCACUGCACCCUCCUGGGCCCAGCCUCGCCCCCUGCACGUGUGAUUUUGCCCCCCAGUGGUCCUCCUGCCCCCCGACACCUCCGUGCCCAGGCCCUCUCAGACUCUGAGAUCCAGCUGAUGUGGCAGCCCCCAGAGAGCCCAUCUGGACCUAUAUCCAAGUAUAUUGUGGAGGUACAAGUGGCUGGGGGCUCAGGAGACCCACUCUGGAUGGAUGUGGACAGGCCAGAGGAGACAAGCACCAUUGUUCGUGACCUCAAUGCCAGCACAUGCUACCUCUUCCGUGUUCGGGCCAGUGUCCAGGGUCCUGGUGACUGGAGCAAUGUGGUAGAGGAGUCCACACUGGGCAAUGGGCUGCAGAGUGAGGACCCAAUCCAAGAGAGUCGGGCCGCUGAAGAGAGCCUGGAUCGGCAGCUGAUACUGGCCGUGGUGGGUUCCGUGUCUGCCACCUGCCUCACCAUCCUGGCCGCCCUCUUAGCCCUGGUCUGCAUCCGCAGAAGCUGCCUGCAUCGGAGACGGACCUUCACCUACCAGUCAGGAUCGGGUGAGGAGACCAUCCUACAGUUCAGCUCGGGGACCUUGACACUGACCCGGAGGCCAAAACCACAGCCUGAGCCCCUGAGCUACCCCGUGCUGGAGUGGGAAGACAUCACCUUUGAGGACCUCAUUGGGGAAGGGAACUUCGGCCAGGUCAUCCGGGCCAUGAUCAAGAAGGAUGGGCUCAAGAUGAACGCAGCCAUCAAGAUGCUGAAAGAAUAUGCCUCUGAAAAUGACCAUCGUGACUUUGCGGGGGAACUGGAAGUUCUAUGCAAAUUGGGGCAUCACCCCAACAUCAUCAACCUAUUGGGGGCCUGUGAGAACCGCGGUUACUUGUAUAUCGCCAUUGAAUAUGCCCCCUAUGGAAACCUGCUAGAUUUUCUACGGAAGAGCCGGGUCCUAGAGACUGAUCCAGCUUUUGCCCGAGAGCAUGGGACAGCCUCCACUCUCAGUUCCCGGCAGCUGUUGCGUUUCGCCAGUGACGCUGCCAACGGCAUGCAAUAUUUGAGCGAGAAGCAGUUCAUCCACAGGGACCUGGCUGCCCGAAACGUGCUGGUUGGAGAGAACCUGGCCUCCAAGAUUGCAGAUUUCGGCCUGUCUCGGGGUGAGGAGGUUUAUGUGAAGAAAACAAUGGGACGUCUCCCGGUGCGCUGGAUGGCCAUUGAAUCUCUGAACUACAGUGUCUACACCACCAAGAGUGAUGUCUGGUCCUUUGGUGUCCUCCUCUGGGAGAUUGUGAGCCUGGGGGGCACGCCCUACUGCGGCAUGACCUGUGCUGAGCUCUACGAGAAGCUGCCUCAGGGCUACCGCAUGGAACAGCCUCGGAACUGUGACGAUGAAGUGUACGAGCUGAUGCGUCAGUGCUGGCGGGACCGGCCAUAUGAGCGACCCCCCUUUGCCCAAAUUGCGCUGCAGCUGGGUCGCAUGCUGGAAGCCCGAAAGGCCUAUGUGAACAUGUCGCUGUUUGAGAACUUCACUUACGCGGGCAUUGAUGCCACCGCCGAGGAAGCCUGAGCUGCCAUUCCACCAGAUCCUGGCUCUGCUGGCCGGAGCAACCUCUCCUCGCCCACCUGCCACUACCGAACCUGGCAGCUCCUCGACUGAGCUGCCUCAAGGAAUUUUGCUUUUUCAAAGAAGAAUGGGAGAAUCCUCUGGUGGGAGCAAGUUGGGGCCCUGUCCUUCGCAAUUGCUCCCACUGCCCCCUGCAGCUGCUCCGACAGCUACGGCUCACAACCUUCUUUCUAGUGUAGCCGUUCCGCACGUGCACUCCUCUCCUGCUGCUGCCAUACCCAGUCCCUAGUUCCACUCCUCUACUCCACAGCACCCCACUAGCAUGCGCACUCCUCGCUUUGUCUUCUGAAAAAAAAUAAAUGCUUUGACAAGGUCCA